UUGAACUGAGAAAUGCGACUUGUUUGAGCAGAAAUGGAGUUGAGCAGAAAUCCAGAAAGAUAAGAUAGAUUGCGAUAACAUCUUUUACUACUUUCCAACUCCUAUGAUUCUUGGGUAAUGGCGCUUUCUUCCCCUCCAAUUCCGCCAUUUGCUUCAUCAAAAUCCCUGCUAAGUUCCAAAUCAUUCAAUCCGCUGCUUGUGCUGUCCCACUCUUUCAGGCCAUCAACAUAUUUUGUGCAUGCAAAAUGUAGGCGGAGUGUGGCAGCCGCCGUCACUCUUGAUUCCGGCAAUGGCUCUGUCACGGUGGAAGACGUAGACGAUCAAUCUGCCGCCGCCAAUGCCAAUUCCUAUGGCAGACAGUUCUUUCCUUUGGCUGCCGUCGUUGGCCAGGACGCCAUCAAGACUGCUCUUCUGCUUGGGGCUACAGACCGUGAGGUUGGGGGAAUAGCAAUAUCUGGAAAGCGGGGAACUGCAAAAACUGUAAUGGCACGUGGCUUGCAUGCAAUUCUUCCUCCUAUUGAGGUAGUUGUGGGAUCAUUUGCAAAUGCUGACCCAGCAUGCCCAGAAGAGUGGGAAGAUGGGCUUUCAGAUAAGUUAGAGUACGAUUCUUCUGGUAAUAUAAAGACCCAGAUUAUCAAGUCACCUUUUGUCCAGAUUCCACUUGGUGUUACGGAAGAUAGACUGAUAGGAUCUGUUGAUGUUGAGGAGUCUGUGAAAUCUGGAACAACAGUUUUCCAGCCGGGACUUCUUGCAGAGGCUCAUAGGGGAGUAUUGUAUGUUGAUGAGAUAAACCUUUUGGAUGAAGGAAUUAGCAAUUUGCUUCUUAAUGUAUUGACAGAGGGGGUCAAUAUUGUAGAGAGGGAAGGUAUCAGCUUUAGACACCCUUGCAAACCACUUCUGAUUGCUACUUAUAAUCCUGAAGAGGGGGCUGUCCGGGAACAUCUAUUGGAUCGAAUUGCGAUAAAUUUGAGUGCAGAUCUUCCUAUGAGUUUUGAAGACCGUGUUGCUGCUGUUGAAAUUGCGACACAGUUUCAAAACCAAAGUGGUGAAGUUAUUAAAAUGGUUGAGGAAGAGAUGGACUUGGCAAAGACGCAGAUAAUUUUGGCACGGGAGUAUUUGAAGGAUGUGAGCAUAAGCAGAGAUCAAGUAAAAUACCUGGUCAUGGAAGCCCUCCGAGGUGGUUGCCAGGGGCACAGAGCUGAGUUAUAUGCUGCACGAGUCGCCAGGUGUCUAGCUGCUCUUGAGGGCCGAGAGAAAGUCAAUGUGGAUGACCUGAAAAAAGCUGUAGAAUUGGUUAUCCUUCCACGCUCCAGCAUUAAUGAGACUCCACCCGAUCAGCAAAACCAGCAACCCCCUCCACCUCCUCCGCCACAAAAUCAGGAUGCUGGAGAAGAACAAAAUGAAGAGGAAGAUAAAGAUGAGGAAGAUAAUGAUGAGGAGAAAGAUGAAGAGAAUGAGCAAGAACAGGACCAAAUACCUGAAGAGUUCAUCUUUGAUGCUGAAGGAGGUUUAGUGGAUGAGAAACUUCUAUUCUUUGCACAACAGGCACAGAGACGAAAAGGGAAAGCUGGGAGAGCGAAGAAUGUUAUCUUUUCUGAGGAUCGAGGGCGAUAUAUUAAGCCAAUGCUUCCAAAGGGUCCUGUAAAGAGGUUGGCUGUUGAUGCAACACUUAGAGCAGCUGCACCUUAUCAAAAGUUGCGACGGGAGAAGGAUAUCCAGAAGACUAGGAAAGUUUUUGUAGAGAAAUCAGACAUGCGUGCUAAAAGAAUGGCUCGAAAAGCAGGAGCCCUGGUCAUAUUUGUUGUUGAUGCAAGUGGAAGUAUGGCACUAAACAGAAUGCAAAAUGCCAAAGGUGCAGCACUUAAACUACUAGCCGAGAGUUAUACAAGCAGAGAUCAGGUCUCUAUCAUACCGUUCCGUGGAGAUGCAGCAGAAGUUCUACUGCCUCCUUCCAGGUCAAUUUCCAUGGCAAGGAAACGUCUAGAGAGACUUCCAUGUGGUGGGGGCUCCCCUCUUGCUCAUGGUCUUACCACGGCUGUUAGAGUUGGGAUGAACGCAGAGAAGAGUGGUGAUGUUGGGCGCAUAAUGAUUGUUGCGAUAACAGAUGGAAGAGCCAACAUAUCACUAAAAAGAUCUACUGAUCUAGAAGCUGCUGCUGAUCUGCCUAAACCCACUGCUCAAGAAUUGAAGGAUGAGAUUCUUGAGGUUGCAGGGAAAAUAUUCAAAGCAGGAAUGUCUCUUCUAGUUAUUGACACAGAGAAUAAGUUUGUUUCGACUGGUUUCGCCAAAGAGAUCGCACGAGUGGCUCAAGGAAAAUACUACUACCUCCCUAAUGCUUCAGAUGCUGUAAUCUCAGCAACUACAAAGGAUGCUUUGUCAGCUUUGAAAAACUCCUAAAUACAAUAAACAAAAGCAUCAGACAAUGUUGCUUAGCAUAUAUGAAAUAUGGUGAGCAGUUUGUUCAAUUUUGCCCUUUCUGAUGUUAUUUGUAUGUAGAGAAAUGUAAUUAGUACAAGCAAAAACUUGUACUUUAUCUUCUCAGAAAAAAAAACCUCGUACUUUAUUUUUUAAUGUUGACAGUAGAAUCUAUUCUUUGUUACCCUGUGAAAUGACUUAAAUCAAGCUGUUGGAGAAAAUUUAUAAGUUUUUCUUUAUUUAAUUUUCA
Molecule: messenger RNA, 2665 nt
Organism: Salvia miltiorrhiza (redroot sage)
Lineage: Eukaryota; Viridiplantae; Streptophyta; Magnoliopsida; Lamiales; Lamiaceae
Product: magnesium-chelatase subunit ChlD, chloroplastic-like
Exons: 15
Coding region: 118-2397 (759 amino acids)
Biological process (GO): chlorophyll biosynthetic process
Molecular function (GO): ATP hydrolysis activity; ATP binding; magnesium chelatase activity
Source: RefSeq, a predicted model, not a curated record